AUGGAUCGCUUAAAGGUAGUUCUGCAAUAUUUCCAGUCGAAUUCCGAGUCCAUUUCCAAUGGUAUAUGCAUUUUGCUUUCUCUGAUCGGCGUAAAACUCUACACCAGCUUUGAUUUUAACUGCCCUUGUCUGCCGCAGUACAAUAAAAUGUACGCACUCGGUGUGAUGUUUGUUCCACCGCUUAUUCUCUUCUUACUGGGGAUUUUGGUUAAUCGGCACACUGGAGUGAUGAUGGAGGAAUGGGCCAGACCCAUAAGCAGGAGGGCCAAAAAUCCAGCUGUUGUGAAGUAUUUGUUUUCAGCUAUGAUGCAGCGGGCCCUGUUGGCACCCAUGGUGUGGAUCCUGGUAUCCUUACUGGAUGGGAAGUGUUUUAUUUGUGCCUUCAGCAUGAGUGUGGACCCUAAACACUUCAGCGGGUUCCCCAAUAACACUGGUCUGGAUGUGAUCAGGAUCAUGGCUAAGGUGCCCUGCAAGGAAGACAGCAUCUUCAAAGACAGCACUUUCCGGAAAGCUGUCUCACGUUACGUGCGUUGUUACUCUCAAGCAAUAGGUUGGUCCAUCCUUCUCUGCCUCAUUUUUCUGGGUGCAGUGGCUCGAAUUAUUAAACCAUGCUUCAAUCAUGCCACCUUUCUUCAAACACGCUACUGGAGCAAUUACUUGGACGUUGAGGCAAAGCUUUUUGAUGAGACAUGUGUCCAUCAUGCCAGAGAGUUUGCCAGAAAAUGUGUAGUGCAUUUCUUUGAGAGUAUGGAGGAUGAUGCUGUUCUCAGGAUGCCACUCACCCCGAACCUCAGAUUUAACAAUAUCAAUGAUGAGACUGAGGAAGAAGAUGAGCAUCUCCAUGGUGUGACCAGGAAGGAUCAGGUGGAUCACUUGCUCCAAACUUGGUUCCAGUGCAGACCUGAGCUGGAUGUGACCAAGAUGGUGUAUAGACCCACUAAAUGUAUUACUUGGGAAGACCCUAAUGGACAUAUACUUUACUCAGAUGUAUGACAUGACACUAAAAUAACAUACUAGUGCAUAUAUGUGAACAUGGGCGUCGCCACCAUUGAAUGUGAAGGGGGCGUGUAUAUAUACAUAUAUAAUAAUUCUUCAUUUGGAAACCCCCCCCCCCCCCAACAUAAAAUAUUAGUUCACCCAGCGCCAUUUAUUGCUUCGUGAAAGAAUCCAUUCCACUUGAUCGAUAAGAGAAUACACAUACCACUGAAAAUCCACUCUGGGUUUUCCGGGCGUUACCUACAACAACUCACCGCACACAAGUGAAGUGAAUCUCAGUGCAAGCAGAGACAUUUUGGUGCAGCUACUCGAAAGUGGAGGAGGUAACGUCAGCCCCAUUGCCACCUCACAAUGUCUAGCUUUUGCUAAAACCUUAUUCUUUUGUUAUAUGCCCUCAAAAUUAACCCUAGGCCACGUUAAAU
Messenger RNA from Neoarius graeffei (lesser salmon catfish), 1418 nucleotides. It is a transcript of the gene calhm3, whose product is annotated as calcium homeostasis modulator 3. Gene Ontology annotation, molecular function: monoatomic cation channel activity. The coding region runs from base 1 to 993 and encodes 330 amino acids. The record is from RefSeq and is a predicted model, not a curated record. The transcript has 3 exons. NCBI's taxonomy places the organism in Eukaryota, Metazoa, Chordata, Actinopteri, Siluriformes, Ariidae.